Folsomia candida is the source of this 3836-nucleotide messenger RNA. RefSeq lists its product as uncharacterized. NCBI's taxonomy places the organism in Eukaryota, Metazoa, Arthropoda, Collembola, Entomobryomorpha, Isotomidae. The record is from RefSeq and is a predicted model, not a curated record. The coding region runs from base 395 to 1612 and encodes 405 amino acids. The transcript has 5 exons.
GAAGAGUGAUGAUUAUCCCGGUGUGCCACAAAGGCUCUUGAAACAGUUGGCAAGUAGUCGCCACCGGCGGCAAAGAGUCGCAGAUUUUGCCGACAUCCAGCCGAGUACUUGCCACCGCUUUCCCGCCGCCAUUUUCACUCGGCAAACCAGUGUAUUUGCCGGACUUAAUCUGUCUACUUGCCGUCGACGGCCCAUCCCAGGCCAUAGCAAGCUUUAAAUGGUAUUUAAGAUUUUGCUUCUGGCCACAUUCUUGCCAACUACGGCCCGACUCGAAUGAGAUACCAAAAUGCCCCAACUCUUACUUAAAGUAGAGGAAACUUAAAAACCUCCACACCGUCAACAUUCUGUCCAUCAAAUCAGUAUUUUGUCUUUAUUCCAUUAAACGUACUUUGUCAUGAUUAAAUUUGCAGUAGUUAUAUUUCCCGACGAAGAUAACGCCAUUGACGUUAUAUCGUCAUCUUGGAUUCUUCCGCCACUUAUUGCAAAUGGGGGGACCCAAGUGAAGAACUGCAGAUAUCCACCAUCAAAAGUUCGAGGUGCAAAACUAGCCAAACUUGUUUGCAAUCAUCAACCCCCAUCUUCGGAUUGGUUGGUCUGUUCUUGUCGAGUUUUGAAAGAGUAUGGUAAGCAGUUUGUUGCAAAAAAGUAUAUGGCAAAACUAAUUACUUGCUGUUAUCUAUGUUAUUUUCUAGACAAUUAUUUGACCGCCCGUGAAGCAUCAAUUAGGGCGGAAGAAGCUUCCAACUUGGAGCCAUCUUCCGUUGAGGAGGCAGAUUCUAGGCGAAUCCGAAAACGCAUACAAAACAAAGUAAAGCCGCCACCGUGUAAUUCCAAUAGCAACAAGCUUCAAAAAAUAAUUGCUGUAGCCGAAGAUUCUAGCGACGAAUCCAACACGUUGGAGGACGACAACCCGACAACUUUUUGCCUUGGAUUAGUUAGAGAAACAGCCGAUUUGGAAAGGGGCGGUUAUGAAGGUGCAGCUAAUGACAACACAUUAUUUGCACCACCUCAUGGACAAAUAGAAAUAUACCCAGGAGGAGGAGAUCAAAACACUUCCGCAACCCACCAGGCAGAGGAUGUCGAGUUUAAAAAUCAGUUCGUACAGUUUCUAGAGGAAAAUAGAAAAUUUCAAGAUGCGGUGAUUUCCAAGCUAGAAAUAAUUUCUAGUAAGUUGAAGCACAUUAAUCUUGGGACGACGUGUGCAAAAAAUAUUAAAUUGACUGGAGCCCCGCUACUGCCUUUAACCAGCAAGGAUGGUUUAGCUUCCCUCAUAACCUGGCUUGGUAUUGAUAAAAAUAGUGACCUAAUGAUCGAUUAUCUAAGUCUACACGGAGGAGAAAAUGUUUCUGCAGUAACCGGAAGCAUUCUUUCUGAAAUAUUUACGAACCAGUUCGCAACAGUAGUUAGCUUUACUGGACAAGGACAAAAAGCGGUUUGUGGCAUAAAGGACUCAAUAUUACCUAAAUUAAUCACAAAGUCGGUGCGGUCAAAUAAAGGCUUUAGCCAAGCAACAGAUUUCGAGGUGAAGCAGGCAAUAAUAAACUGGUUGAAGAACGCUGGUGACAGAGGUGGGGGUCGAGCAGCUCGUCGUCAACGUCAUUUGACAGGAUGAAUACAGUCACCCCGAGAACGGAAUUACGCCGCAGAAGAAAAGCAACAUCACGUAUAUUGCAAUUUAUUAGAAGUAAGACGAUAGGAAAUACUGUGCCGACAUUAUUAUUUAGUGAAGAAAUUGUAGAGCCACCAGUGAAUGUUCAAAUAGUUGAAACUGAAAUAAGUAGCGCUGAACCCUCAGAUUUUGUAUUAGACAACAGUCAAGUAAAUGUUGAGUCAGAUAUCAAUUUUCCUUUACUUUUGCCAGAUAGUCUUCGUCUGUGGGCUACAGCACAUAAUGUUACACAUAUGUGUCUCCGAGAACUGAUAACCAUUAUAAAUCCACAUAUUAACAAUAUUCUUCCUCUCGAUCCUAGAACAUUAAUGAAAACGCCACGACAGAUAGUUAUAGAAAAGCUAGGUGGAGGUGAACUAGUUUAUUUCGGUAUAAAAAAAGGUGUGGAAAGACGGCUAAAACUAAAAUUAUCGGAUUGCAAUUUUCCAAUUAUUAAAAAAUGGCAGCAUGAGUCUAUUUCGAAAAUUAUUUCAAUAUCAGUUGGUAUUGACGGGGUACCGAUUUCUCAAAGUAAUACUAAGUCGUUUUGGCCAAUUCUUGGUAUGCUGGACCAAGCUGUAGAUUCAAGUCCAUUUAUUAUUGGAUUAUUUUGCGGCAUGUCAAAGCCAAAAGAUACUUUAUUUCUUAAACAAUUUGUUGACGAAGCAUUAGAAUUAGAAAGGACUGGUAUUUUAUUUAAAGACUUACAAUUUGCAUUUAAAAUAUCUUGUAUAAUAGCUGAUGCACCAGCUAGAAGUUUUAUAAAAGGGUGCAAACAGCAUAAUAGCUACAACUCGUGUGAAAGAUGCGAACAGGAAGGUGAAUGGCUUGGAAGAGUAAUUUUAAGAGAGACAGUAUGUCCACAGAGAACGGAUGAUAAAUUUAUUAAAAAAACGGAUGCAGAUCAUCACACAUACGACAGUGAAUUGCUGAGAUUAAAUUUAGGCCUGGUGUCACAAAUAGUACUUGACCAUAUGCAUUUAGUUUUUCUAGGAGUAACUAAAAAAUUAUUGAACAUUUGGGUGAAAGGUAAAUUGCCGCACCGACUUAGUUCACAACAAGUUUUAAUUUUAUCUAGAAAUUUAAUUCGACUUAGACCUUUUGUAUCCCGUGAUUUUCAACGCAAACCUCGUGGGCUCGACGAACUAAAUCAUUUCAAGGCCACUGAAUUUAGACUUUUUUUGCUGUACUCUGGAAUAGCAGUAUUAGGCGAGACACUUCCACUAAAUAAGUUUAAAAAUUUUCUAAAAUUACAAGCAGCGAUGUCAAUAUUAUUAUCUCCUAAUGCAAGUAUAAAAUCGUGGAAUGAUGUAGCCAGGUCGUUGCUCAUACAAUUCGUAAAAGAAGUUGAAUUAAUUUACGGUCCAGAAUUUAUGAUAUAUAAUGUGCAUUCAAUUAUACACAUUUGUGAUGAUGCAUUGAAUUUUGGUAAUUUGUCCAGGGUCAGCGCAUUUCCUUUCGAAAGCUAUAUGCAGAAACUAAAAAGCAUGCUGCAUGCUAAAAAUUAUCACCUGAAUCAAGUAGCGAAACGCUUACAAGAAAUUGAGGCAAUUGAUUUUGCGACAAAAAUUAUGAAAUCUAGUACGCAACAGUUUUCUAAUAGUAAAUAUGAUAAUUGUUUCUACUUAGGAGAUGGUACUUAUGUAAUAUUAAAAUAUAUUAACCUAUCCAUAAAAUAUGCAGAGUUUUACGAGGUUAUAAAACUUGAUAAAUUUCCGGAAUAUCCAUUCAAUAGCUUAACCGUAAAUAUAUUUCUAGCUAAAAUUACGACUAAUGUGAGGAUUGUUAAUUACAGUGAAGUUAUGUAUAAAUGUUUACUUUUACCUUAUAAAAAUAUGUAUUUGUGUUUACCACUUCUUCAUACUUUAAAAUAAAUAACAAAUGAAAAAGUAAAUAAUAUGUGCAAUUACUGGUGGCAUUUGGAUGGGUAUAAGCAUUUCCGCAGGUCUGAGCCAUGGUCUUGCCACCGGUGGCAAGCCGGUAUCAAGUUGGCGUGCCAACUGGAAUACGAAGUUGGCCCGUACGCGAUCGCCACCGCCAAGCCACCUAUGGCCAUUCGGACAUUUCCUGCAGUUUGCCGACCCAUUUUGGCCGCAGCUGCGCCUACUGCGGCCCUGCUAGUUUGGCAAAUCGGGAUUGUUUGUAAGGUUCCAGUUGUUGUUGCUGAUGUUGUUAGUAUUGGUGCUGU